AGAAGCAAUUUUAUUACAUUUUUAGCACUUAUUCAAAUACCACUAAUCACCUUUGGAAAGUUCCUAAUUCUAGCUUGAUGUUUACAUAAUGGCCAAUGUCAUGCUAUGGGCAAAGCAGUUAGUAAUGAAUCAGAGCAUAUAUCUUUUCUCGUACAAACUGAACAUUACAAAAAUCUCGAUUACAAUUUUAUUGAAACAUACUAAAUUCUGAAAUAAGAAAUCUUCUAUUAUGUUCACCGAUUAUUCCAUGUCUGCUCCAAAAAUUCACAAUUACUCAUUUUGAUCACAAGGAAAGGAAUAGGGCUAACCUCGGGCUAGAAACCACAGAAAAGCAGGCAACUUGAACCUUUUUAAGUCCUUUUACCAAAAUAAAGCACGCCUCUCACGAAGCACCGAAAGUCAAGCAAACUGCACCGGAGGCCCAUAGUUUUUUAUUUUAUUUUUUUAAGGGCCGAGAGGGGAAUAUCCACGUUUUGCCGUGGGAGAGAGUUCAGCGGGAGAAAAAACGAGAUGGACAUCUCAACCGUCGAUCUCAUCCGACGGCCAUGAGUUUUCCUGGGCUCCCCGGAAUUUUGUCCUACAUAUACCGGUUGUCUUCCGCCUUUGGUCACUACUCGAACUGCCUUCUGUCGAUACUCUCUAUUCCAUCUCCCUCGUAAUUUUCUAGAUCUAAAAAAAGCUUCCUCGUCCAUGGCGAUCACCAUCGUUUCUGUCAAGGCUCGCCAGAUCUUCGACAGUCGCGGUAACCCCACCGUUGAGACUGAUAUCAAGCUGUCCGAUGGCUACUUGGCAAGAGCCGCCGUUCCGAGCGGUGCUUCUACCGGUAUUUACGAGGCUCUUGAGCUGAGGGAUGGAGGAUCUGACUACCUUGGGAAAGGUGUCUCUAAGGCUGUUAACAAUGUGAACUCCAUUAUCGGCCCUGCAUUGAUCGGCAAGGACCCUGCUGAGCAGACUGCUAUCGAUACCUUGAUGGUUCAGCAACUCGAUGGAACUGUUAACGAGUGGGGUUGGUGCAAGCAGAAGCUUGGAGCAAAUGCCAUUCUGGCUGUGUCUCUUGCAGUCUGCAAAGCUGGAGCUCAUGCCAAGGGCAUCCCACUCUACAAGCACAUUGCAAACCUUGCUGGCAACUCCAAGCUGGUGCUUCCAGUUCCUGCUUUCAAUGUCAUCAAUGGUGGAUCACAUGCUGGAAACAAGCUCGCUAUGCAGGAGUUCAUGAUUCUUCCCACCGGAGCUUCCUCAUUCAAGGAAGCCAUGAAGAUGGGUGCUGAGGUCUACCAUCAUUUGAAGUCUGUGAUCAAGAAGAAGUACGGCCAGGAUGCAACUAAUGUUGGUGACGAGGGAGGCUUUGCCCCUAACAUUCAGGAAAACAAGGAAGGUCUUGAGUUGCUUAAGACUGCUAUUGCCAAAGCUGGUUAUUCAGACAAGGUGGUUAUUGGAAUGGAUGUUGCUGCAUCUGAGUUUUACACCUCAGACAAGAAGUACGACCUGAACUUUAAGGAAGAGAACAACAAUGGCGCUGACAAGAUCUCUGGGGAAGCCCUCAAGGACCUGUACAAGUCGUUUGCUACAGAGUACCCAAUUGUGUCCAUUGAAGACCCCUUUGACCAAGAUGACUGGGAACACUACAACAAGAUGACCAGUGAAAUCGGAGAGAAGGUUCAAAUUGUCGGAGAUGAUCUCCUGGUCACCAACCCCAAGAGGGUCGAGAAAGCCAUCAAGGACAAGGCUUGCAAUGCUCUCCUCCUCAAGGUUAACCAAAUUGGAUCCGUGACCGAGAGUAUUGAGGCUGUGAAGAUGUCGAAGCGCGCUGGAUGGGGCGUGAUGGCCAGCCAUCGCAGUGGUGAAACCGAGGACACCUUCAUUGCUGAUCUCUCAGUCGGACUAUCCACGGGACAAAUCAAGACCGGAGCACCUUGCCGAUCUGAGCGUCUGGCGAAGUACAACCAGCUGUUGAGAAUUGAGGAAGAGCUGGGAUCGGAAGCUGUUUAUGCCGGAGCCAACUUCAGGAAGCCUGUCGAGCCAUACUAAGAUAACUGAGGAGCGAGAGCGAUGAAUGUGACGCAGAGGGUGUGUGGAUUUUGGCGGCCAGAUAUCAGAAUAAUCUUUUUUUUAUGUAGGUUUGGAUUGUGGGUUAACCCAAAGAUAUCGGUUUGAAUAAUUUUCUGCGAUGGGCCAAAGUUGUCCUUUUUGGCCGUGGUUCGGAACGUUGUAUUAACUGAGCUGUUUUGUUUUUUGUGAGCUUCUAUGAGUUUUGGAAAUGUUUAGACUUUAGAAGCAUGGUCCAAUAUAAUCCCCCACCGUUCUCAUGUUUCUAUGGUUAACUUGCUUUUAACUUUGGCUACUUGAAAUUAUGUGCCUCGACUUCAUAUCGGUUAGUGGUUAAUCGACACUGAAUUGAUAACCCUCUAAACAUGAUAGAUAAGUACGGUCUACUCACUAAAGAAAGUUUCACCACACUACUAUCAGUCAUGCAAUCCCAGAGACAAGUAUCCACUACUUCUCACAAUGGCUAACCACAGAGUUAUAAUACCUAUUUGAUUUUGAUAAUAAUUCGAGCACCCAACUCUUCUUCUUUGUCCCCACCUUCCUUCUUUAUUUUAUCCUUGUUCCUCCAAGAUGUAUUUCAAUUUUCAAGAGGAUAAACAAAAUAUUUAGUUGCUGCAAACUUACCUUUUUAAUGUAUAUAUAUUAACACAUACACUAAAAAGCGACAAAUUUUAAGAUGUUCAAGACAUGCAACAACCAAUAAGUAGAGUGCACAAUGGUGUAUCUUUACCUAACGAGAAGUAGUGUUUCGUUUACCUGUGAAAGCAUGCAUAAAAUAUUUAGAAAUUAGUUUUGAACUGUCUUGCCUUGAGAUUUCAAUCGUACAUUCCAUAUGCAACAGAAAAAAGAUAAAGAACAUUUGUUAAAAUAAUUGCAGGCUGUGGGGUUCGAACCCACGCGCACUUAUGUGCAGAAGAUCUUAAGUCUUCCCCCUUAAACCACUCGGGCAAACCUGCUAAUUGUUCAUAAACUGCACAAACUAGUUAACAAUACUAACAAAUUGCUCUUAUAAAUAUAAUAGAAUAGGUGAUGUAAUGGAAGCAUUUGAUUGUUGUGGUUCCUGAUGGUUUUCAGCUAGCUAUUGAUCUCUCAGAAAGCUUUUUGAGCUUAUAGGGGCUGUAAUGAUGAUAAAUUUUGCAGUUUGAACUGAUUGUUCUGAUUAGUGGCGCUUCUCUGUUAGUUAUUGAUGGCUUGCGGUUUUUUUUAUGAUGCAAUAUGGCUAUUAGAUCUGAAAAUUGUGUGUUUGAUUGGAUUCUUGCGUGUUUAUGAUCUGUUUUUGCCAGGGCGGCCAAUCAUUGUUGACGUCUCUCCGGUGACGGAUUUUCGGGAAGCGACAUGUAGGCAAGGCAGUAUGAGAAAAAUGUAUGCAGCAGAGGUGGAUACUGUAACUUGAUGCAUUUGAAGAAGAGCAGCAGGUGAUGGAAAUAAUUAUGGUAGCCGAACAGAGGCCUCUGCUACUGAGUAUUGCACCGAGAGACUCACAAGUCACAACUAACUCAUCGCAAACUUCCAAUUCCAUCCCUCGUUUCAUUCUUAUUACCUAUCUUAAACUGAACCACACAAAGCCCAACAAAGACAAUGAGGGAAAAUAACUGCGGGGCCUAAAAAGACUAAACUGAAAAAAACAGGGGAUGAAAACGGUAAGAGUUUCGCCUCGCCCCUUCAGCACUUCACAUUUCAUAGAGCCUUGAGAAAAAAAAUAACUCUUACCUUAAGGUAUUUGGAAAUAACUCGUUUUAUUUUUUUGUUAUCGUCAAAAGCAAAUAUGAACAGUUCAAUUAAACGAGAUACUUUAUAUAACUUACUACUAAGAUACCACAUGGAUAAUUAACGAGUUAUUUGACUAUACAAGUGUCACAUUAACGAUUAAUCCACCCAAACCAACCUAUAUUAUCGAUAAAAAUUUUGUUUAACAUUCUCACCACAAUUUUCAUACACGUCAUUGAUUAUCAUCCAAUGUAAAUUGUGUUGUGUACAUUUAACAAUUCUUGAGAAUUGGGAUGUCCAUACUAUUAGUGUAUGUGGUAUUGGAAUUAUUAUUAAUUAAAUAUUUCAAAAUAAGUCGAAUUACUGAAAUCAACGGGUUCUUUACACACAAACAGUUAAAGAUCGAAACCAAAUUGCUUUUUUUCUUUCGUUUUCUUCACAUAGGUUAAUAUACCUCAUACUUCAAGUAUGGAUGUGUCAUAAGCUUAAGGUGAUUGUUGAAGUGUUCAACUCUAUCGUAUCAUCGAUCAUUUAGCACAGUUGUAUUUCUCUAUACCAUAUGUGAUUUCUACCUAGCAAUUUCGAGGAGAUAAAUGCCCAAUAAGAAUUUUGUGGUAGUUGUCUAGUUUAUUGGCAAAUCAUUCCAUUGCAACUAAGGGGUCGUUUGGUUUUGGUGAUAGUUAACUAAAUGCAUUGUUAUCAAUGCAUGCAUAAUAGUAUACAUGCAUACAAGAAAAUUGAUGUAUUGUAGUUUAUAUCGUUUGGUUUUUAUUAUAGUUAUUCUAGUAUUUAAAUAAGAUAUAUUGCUUUCUGGGUGAAAUGUCACUUUUAUCCUUUAUUUUUAAUAUACAAAAAGCAAAACACAUCAAAAGGUAUGGACAUAGUUGGAAGAAGAAAACACUCCAAUAAUCUCAAACAAACAAUCUCACAAAAAACUUGAGAUAUUACUAUAGUUUUCAUCACAUCAAGCAAACAAUGCAUGUAUAGUUUGUGCAGAAAAAAAAUAAUGCAUUGUAACUAUCCCAACCAAACAAUCACCAAAACCAAACGACCCCUACAAUAGAAAUUAUAUCAAGAUUAGAUUGAUAAUGGAAGAAUAAACCAUUGACUCUAUACGUGUUAAUGUACCAGCUUUUUCAGUGACGACUCAUAAUUCAAAUUUGAAUAAAAAAGUCCCAAUUUUAACUUCCUAAAACGACCUCAUUCUAUCGCAUAGGUGGAUCUGAAAUAUUUGAUCGAGAACCUCAUGCCAUAUAAUUAGAGUUGAUUGAUCCAACUGAUUAAACAAUAUAUGUACAUAAUUCUUUUUAGAAAUGGAAGCUGGUCCAAUUGGAGAAGUAUAGUGGAUGCUUGUUGUCUUACCCUAACUAGUUUAAUGUAAUAGACAUAUAUGAUUGAUGUGCUAAAUAUAUAUCGAAUCUAUAUACGAUUUGAGUCUGAGUAUCCAAGAAUAUCUACAUAUUAUAGUAUUUCAUUUAUUUUUUCUACUAAUAUUUCAUCAAUUACGAGUAUGCAUUAUCAAUUGAGAAAAGAUACUGAAUCACUAGUACUAAGAGAAACCAUUAAAAAAUUACUAAUUCGUGUGGAUGUUUUAUGAAUAUCCAAUAUGUUGAUAGAAAAGCAAAGAAGAAAUAUAGAAAAUGGUACAUAAUAUGUUGGUAGAUCUAGUAUCGAGAGCAUUGCUUGAUUGGCUCGUGCAUUGUCAAAACCGAUUACUAUUAUAAAUAUAUAGUUUUUAAAAACAGAGAUAAAUUUUAAUUUUUCUGAGGAAAAAAAGCUCUUAAUUUAGUGCAAAACGAGUGGACAAAGAAAAGGCCAAUCAUUAUCAAUCGGCUGCAAUUGGUUGUAGAUCUGUGAUAACAAAGCGCUUGAAUGGAAUAAUCAAUCGGUUCAUUUUAC
Messenger RNA from Linum trigynum, 5652 nucleotides. The record is from the annotation of a GenBank genome assembly. NCBI's taxonomy places the organism in Eukaryota, Viridiplantae, Streptophyta, Magnoliopsida, Malpighiales, Linaceae.